AUGAUUGGGCUAGCGGAAAAACUGCAGGAACUCGAAGACGUACGGCACACCAUAUACGCCGACGACAUCACCAACUGGGUGCACGAAGGCAGCGACGGUCACAUCGAAACGGCGCUUCAACUAGCAAUUGACACAAUAGAGGAACACCUCAUGGAUGACAUCAUGGAUAAUAUUGCUGGUUCACGGUACUUUGCCUGCCUGGACCUAAUGGUUGCUUACUGGCAGGUUCGUGUGCGUGAAGAAGACCAAGCAAGAAUUGCUUUCAGCACCCACCACAGCUCAGCCGACCUACAGCGAUCGCCACUCCCAGGACGUCCACCCGAGUGCUUAGACUAUUCUCACAGUCAAGACAUCAAGCAGUCCCUUUUCCUAGACCAAAGGGACUUGGCCAAAGAGGGGCCGGAUGUAAGCAGUCUGACUAGUAGCGCCACCUACCAGCCUCAGCACACAGCCAGCCCCGAAGACAAGCCUAAGCGUGGAAUAUUAACCACAAAGGACCUCUUGACGUACAAGGUCCGCAACGAAGAGCCAGUACUGCGGAAGUUUUCCGACGGCCGCACAAUGUUCUCGGUGCCACCACCGGCCAGUGGUUCCGUGCUUGCCUACAUAUUGGGCAUUAUAGAUGAGCUCAAGGAAAAGCCCGAUGAAGCGAUUGCCGACGACGUUUUGAACUACCACAGAUUCAUCGAGGCUCUUAAAUUUGCCUACGCGACGAGAGCGCUCCUCGGGGAUCCAGACGAUGAGAUAUCGGUUAAAAAAGUGGCAAAGGACCUUUUGUCAGUAGAAGCCCCCAAGACCUCCCGAGCCAAGAUCGACGAUUCCAAGACUCAUGAUGACCCCAGUUUCUAUGGAUUCGUCGAAGAAGAUACCAGGGACAGCGGCGCUUCCCAUUCUUGCUUCUGGGACAAGGACAACAACGUAGUGGCCAUAUCGAGUUCCGUGAACAACAUUUUCGGCAGCAAGCUGGUCCCCGAGGGCACUGGCUUCGUGCUGAACGACCGGAUGAAUGCCUUCUCAAAGCCAGGUGCCUCCAACAAACAUUCGACCGCAAACUACAUGAAGCCGGAAAAAAUGCCUCUAUCAUCUAUGAUGCCAACCAUAAUCCUUGACAAAAACGGCAACCCCGAAAUGUGCAUCGGCGGUUCUGGAGGAUCCCGCAUGGCCUCCGGCGUGGCCUUGGUUGCGAUGCGCGCUCUCUGGCAAGGGAAGACAAUCAAACAAGCCAUCGAUCAACCGAGAGUGCACCACCAAUUAUUGCCAGCUGAACUGGAGGUGGAAGACUUUUUUCCGGAGCACUACCAGAAGCAAUUAAACGACAAAGGCCACAAAAUCAAGAUCACGGAAGCUAUUCUUAACACUGUCAGUGGCAUCCAGAAGCGAGAUGGCCGGCUCUUCGCCAACGCCGACUUCAGGAAAGAUAGCUCCGUCGACGGGGACUGA
This is a messenger RNA of Dermacentor silvarum, 1440 nucleotides long. RefSeq names its product scoloptoxin SSD14-like. Gene Ontology annotation, cellular component: plasma membrane. Gene Ontology annotation, biological process: glutathione catabolic process. The coding region runs from base 1 to 1440 and encodes 479 amino acids. Gene Ontology annotation, molecular function: glutathione gamma-glutamate hydrolase. The record is from RefSeq and is a predicted model, not a curated record. NCBI's taxonomy places the organism in Eukaryota, Metazoa, Arthropoda, Arachnida, Ixodida, Ixodidae. The transcript is spliced from 8 exons.